Drosophila persimilis is the source of this 1709-nucleotide messenger RNA. Its product is annotated as venom carboxylesterase-6. The transcript has 5 exons. The record is from RefSeq and is a predicted model, not a curated record. The coding region runs from base 8 to 1609 and encodes 533 amino acids. Lineage: Eukaryota; Metazoa; Arthropoda; Insecta; Diptera; Drosophilidae.
CAGCAAGAUGAACAAGAUAUUGGUGGUUCUCCUGGCCAUCGGGUCAUCAUCCGUGCUGUCCCUCGAGGUGCAGACCGACCUGGGACGCGUGCGGGGAGCUAAUCUCACCUCCAGAUUGGGCUUACCCUUCUAUGCCUUUCGGGGCAUACGCUAUGCCGAGCCGCCGUUGGCUAAUUUGCGUUUCCUGAACCCCAAGCCAGUGAAGCCUUGGUCGCCCACUGUCUUCGAUGCCACCGAAGAUGGACCGAUGUGUCCCCAGCCGUGGGAAAAUCUUACAGAUGUCUCCGAGGACUGUCUGCGGCUCAACGUCUACACAAAGGAUGUCCAGGGUCGCCGGCCAGUGAUUGUGUUCUUACAUCACGGCGGCUUCUAUGUGUUCUCUGGCCAGAGCAAGUAUCUGGCUGGGCCGGAGCCCUUCAUGGACAGAGAUUGCGUUCUGGUGGCGCUCAAUUAUCGCCUGGGAAGCCUUGGAUUCCUGGCCACCGGCACAGCCGAGGCGCCGGGCAAUGCCGGGCUCAAGGAUCAGGUGCUGGCCCUGCGCUGGAUCCAGCAGCACAUCCAUCGCUUCGGUGGCGAUCCCCAGCAGGUGACCCUGCUGGGCUACAGUACGGGAAGUCUCAGCAUAGGCCUCCACAUGCUGUCGCCCAUGUCGCGGGGUCUCUUCCACCGCGGGAUUUGCAUUAGUGCCUCGCCCUAUGGCCAGUCCAAGUAUCAGAGUUCGGAAUUACAGUUGGCCCAGCGGCAGGCCAGGCUACUGAAGUGUCCAGAGGAGCCUGCAAAGGAUCUGGUUGAUUGCCUGAGGCAGAAGCCCGCCCUGGACUAUGUGAGCUCGUACAAUGGCAUGUUUGAGGUGGGAUGGAGUCCCGUGCUUAACUGGCAUGUGGUCAUCGAAGAGGACUUUGGUCAAGAGCGUUUUCUGGUAGAGGAUCCUUUUAAGACCGCCCUUAGGGGCAAUUUCUACAAAGUUCCCCUGAUCACGGGCAUCACGGAGUUCGAGUUCUUCUCAGCGGCAUUCUAUGAUUUGCGAAACGAGAGCAUCAUUGGCAACUACAACAGGGACAGGGAGCACUAUGCCCCGAUUGCUGUGGCCGAGCGCGGCACGAAUCACUCACGUAAUGUCAACAAAUUGGAGUAUCCGCAAUCCCACAAGGCCUGGGGCGAACUCAAUAGCGAUGCCGUGAUUGGUAUGGCCUUUUAUCGUUUUGUACGCCUGAUGGCACCACACACACCCAUCUAUACGUAUCUGUUUCGCUAUAAGGGCAGAUAUAGCUUCCUCAAGAAUCCGGAUAAUCAACAGGCCAUGGGAGCUGUCCAUCACGAUGAACUUAUAUAUCUGUUCCAUGUCUCUCUGGAGAGUCCUCUUCUGAAGCGUGAGGAUCCCGAGAAUCAAAUGGUAGAGCGCCUCACACGCAUGUGGUUUGAGUUUGCCGCAAAGGGGGAUCCCCACAACAAGACCGAUGAGUACUUGAAAGACCUGCAUUGGCCUCUGUAUAAUGAUAAAGAUAAAUCUUACCUGGAAAUCGAUACACAAUUGACAGCCAAAACUGGUGGCUUUAAUCUGGAGAGAUAUCAGAUCUGGGAUGAGCUGUUUCCCUUGCCAACUUCGUAGGUAAACUAAGGGUAUAUAAAAAGGUAUAUUAAAGUUAGAUAUGCCAAAAGGUUUAUUCGAUAAAUAUUCAACAAAUCAAAUAUGAUAUACUGCAUAUAUA